This is a messenger RNA of Arachis stenosperma, 1442 nucleotides long. RefSeq names its product ATPase GET3B-like. Gene Ontology annotation, molecular function: ATP hydrolysis activity; ATP binding. The coding region runs from base 32 to 1201 and encodes 389 amino acids. The transcript is spliced from 11 exons. The record is from RefSeq and is a predicted model, not a curated record. Gene Ontology annotation, biological process: post-translational protein targeting to endoplasmic reticulum membrane. Gene Ontology annotation, cellular component: GET complex. Lineage: Eukaryota; Viridiplantae; Streptophyta; Magnoliopsida; Fabales; Fabaceae.
GCUGCUUCUGCAAAGUGCAAAAUCUCUAACAAUGGCGGCGCUGCUUGGGCACAUUCUGAAGACACAAAAUCACUCUUCAUUCAUUCGCAGUGUUACCAGAAGAACCAUUGACACUAUCUUCUUCUCUUCAUUGCAUGAACCAACGUUCAAAAUCACUCCUUUGUCUCAAGUGAGGUUACUAGGAUCUUGCACAGAAGGUGUUUGUGGAUUUGACGAGAUGGUGACGGGGAAGGAGAGAAAGUAUUACAUGCUUGGUGGGAAAGGGGGUGUGGGAAAAACAAGCUGUGCUGCCUCCCUUGCAGUGAGAUUUGCAAAUCAUGGGCACCCCACUAUGGUGGUUUCAACUGACCCUGCUCACUCCUUAAGCGACUCUUUUGCUCAGGAUUUGACAGGUGGUAGGCUUGUUCCGGUUGAAGGAGUGGAGUCACCAUUAUAUGCUCUCGAGAUAAACCCUGAGAAAUCUAUGGAAGAGUUCCGAGCAGCUAGUCAAAAACUGGGUGAUGGCAUGGGUGUAAAGUCUUUAAUGCAAAGCAUGGGACUUGGAAUGAUUGCUGACCAGUUAGGGGAUUUGAAGCUGGAAGAGCUCCUGAGCACUCCUCCACCUGGAACAGAUGAAAUUGUUGCAAUUUCUAAGGUGAUGCAAUUUCUUGAGUCACAAGAGUAUAAUAUGUUCAGUCGAAUAGUUUUUGAUACAGCACCAACAGGUCAUACACUUCGGCUACUGUCACUGCCCGACUUCAUGGAUGGAUCUGUAGGCAAACUAAUGAAGUUGAAGAAAAAAAUGGGUUCGGCCUUCAAAUCUUUGCUUGGGAAAGAACCUCAAAAUGAUGGUCCGGACAAGCUUGAAAAACUUAAGGAAAGAGUAGAAAAAAUACGGGAUCUCUUCCAAGAUUCAGACACUACUGAAUUCAUAAUAGUCACGAUUCCUACGGUUAUGGCAAUCAGUGAAUCCUCAAGGUUACAUGCAUCCUUGAAGAAGGAAAAAAUUUCUGUUAAAAGGCUUAUUGUUAAUCAGGUCUUGCCUCCUACAUCAGACUGCAAGUUUUGUUCAAUGAGAAGAAAGGAUCAAAUGCGCGCAAUUGAAAUGAUCCACAAUGAUUCAGAACUUGGUGGUUUGAGAUUAUGCCAGGCACCCUUAGUUGAUAUGGAGAUAAGGGGUGUCCCGGCUCUCAAAUACAUGGGGGAUAAGCUUUGGAGGUAAAAACUUACAUGAUCGAAAAUAGAUACGAGUCGAGGACUUUUAGAAUGUCUUUAGCAACUUCUCUAGAAUUAUUUUUGCUUUAUUUAAAGAAUCUAAUAGGUUCUUUCGAAUGCUUAAUGUUUGUAUAACUUUGUUUUGGCUCCUUUAACUACGUGCCGAUGUAUUGUUUACAGAACUAGCAAUUCAUGCGAGCAUUUAUUGAAGGAAUUGAAAGAAUACAUAAAUCUACAAAUUGGUUUAU